CAAGAGGACACUCGAGUGGUGGUGGUGUAGAGGCGGCCAUGAAGAGGAACCUUGAGGAGAUUGGUGGCUUAUCCUCUAGCCCCUCUGUAUCCCUCUCGGACCCUGCUGUACCCAUCCCCACCACACAGCAAGAGGACACGCGAGUGGUGGUAGAGGCGGCCAUGAAAAGGAAUCCCGAGGAGAUUCGCAUGGAGCCGUUUGGCAUCGACGCCAACAACCACGUGUUCUGGUUUUGCAACGACUCAGUGUUGGGCCAUCGGCUGUUCAAAGAGGGCCCACACGUUUUCAUCACACAGGAAGAGGCUGAUGCUGCUGCUGACUCUGCUUUUUCUUGUGCCCAACUUCCAUCCUCCAGAAGUGAGGAAGUGGCAGGGGCAGCAGAGGCAGCAACAGAGCGGCCAGAGGUGGCAGAGGUAGCACAGGUAGCAGAUAUGGCAGUGGUGCAGAGGCAGAAAGGCGGCAGAGGUGGCAGAGGUCCGGCAGUCUCCGCCCUCCUUCCGCCUCCAAACCCUGCUCCCAAGCCUGCUGCCAAGCCUGCUUCCAAGGGCACUCCCACCAAGGGUGGCAGCAAGAAGGGGAGAGGAGCCGAUGCUGCUGCUGCUGCUGGAGGGGAGGGGAGGAGGAAGGCAAAGAAGAAGGCCAAACCAGUUUUCCUGCCACCUGUGUGUGGCGAGUUCGCCACUGCAGGCCGUCUGCCUCACAGACUUCACAGCUCUCGCGACUUUACUGCUCUCGCGGUGAGUCACUUCACUCUGAGGAGAUCCCUUUUCAAGGACCUCAAUAUUGGCCCGGCUGGUGUUCCUGCCACCUGUGUGUGGCGAAGUUCGCCACUGCUGCUGUGUGUCUCACAGACUUCACUGCUCUCGCGGGACGACCUCAGCGCCAGUGUGCAUAACGCGGAUCAGCUUAUAGCGGAUCGCUUGGCAGAGGAGGCCAUACCUAAAGUGGAGCUAGAAGAGAAGCGCAAGGAGCGGCAUGCGAAGAGGCAGCAGAGGCAGGCGGCGCAGCUGGCAGCGCAGCUAGCAGCAGCCAUGGCAGCAGCGGGGCAGUACGCAGGGGGGUACGGCGAGGGGCUGGCUCUGGGUCGAUCGAGGCGGGAGAGGAAACCCGUGACCUACACCUUCGACGACUUUGAUCGUUCUAUCAACGAUGCCAUCACACUACCUUCCAAAUCUCGUGAGCUUCCCCCCGAGCACGCCCCCACUCGCGAGGGCCUCCGACAGCUGGCAGGGCGGCGCGUUUUGUCUGCUAGCGGCGAUGCGGUUGGUAGUGGUGUUGGGGGGGAUGGAGGAGGGGAAGGGGGUGUGGGAGGAGAGAGGGGAGGAGAGGGUGAGGAGGGAGAGAGAGAAAAGGGAGAAGAGAAAGGAGGAGGAGAAGAAGGGGAAAGAGAAGAAGGAAGAGAAGGGAAAGGAGAAGAGGGAGGAGAAAGAGGAGAAGAGGAAGACGGUUUGGGGGUAGGGUGCAGUGGGGAAGGUUCUUAUGGGGAAGGAGAGAUGGAAGAGAAGGGAGGCAAGAGCGAUGGUAAGGAGGGUGAUAGUAAUGAUGGUGAUAGUAGUGAUGGUGAUUGGAACGAGAGUGGUGAUAAUACAGGGGAUGGGAGUGAUGGUGAUGAGAAUGGGGGGGCACGGAAAGAGAGGAGGGAGGAAGGAGGAGAGGAGGGGAGGGGGCGGGGAGAAGGAGGGGAGGAGGGAGAGGAGUAUGAUGAGGGGGACAAGGAGCGGGAGAGUGGGGGUGAAGGGGAAGAAGAGGAAGGAGAGGUUAGGAAGUUAAGGGUGAAAGGGGAGAGAAGAGAGAGUGGUGGCACUGAGAGCAGAGAAGGGAAGGAGGGGAGAGAGGGAAGAGCAGAGGCGGAAAGGAAGGAUGGAGAGGAGCAGAGGCUAAGGAAGAGACAACUGAGGGAGGGACGGCGAGAGGAGGAUGGGGCAUUGGAUGAGUGGUUGAAGGGAUCGGGAGGGGAGGGAAGGAAGCGGCGAAAAGGAGGCUAUGUGGGUGAUUAUAACGAGGAUGGAGUGUUGGGGAAAGAUGAGGGCGAAGGGGGGGGCCAAGAGGAAGGGGAAAGGGAAGAAGCGGAAAGUGAGGGAAAGAAGGUGGAGAGUUACGAAGAGAGGGGAGAAAGGACGGCGGAGGAGGCAGAGGAGGGGGGUGAGGACGAAGGGGAGAGGGAGGAAGAGUAUGGGCUUGAGAAGAAGAAGCAGGAAGAGGAUGGUGGUGGUGAUGAAGACGCUUAUAACGAGGAUGGUCAAAGAGAGCCGAGGAAGGGAGAAGCGACGGGCGGAGGGAAGGGAGUGAGAUUGGGGACGAGCGUGAGGGAACAAAUGGAGGAGGGAGCGGAUGGGGGAGUGGAUGGGGGAGUGGAUGAGGGUGGGGGGAGAAGAAGGAAGGAGAAGAGAAGAAAAACUGAAGCUGUAUUGAGGAGGGCAGCAGAUGAAAGUGGAUUAGAGGCAGAGGAAGGGGAUGGAAAGAGAAGGCUCAGGAGAAAAGGCGCUGGCUUGGUGGCUUUUGAGUCGACUCAAAAGCCAUCCGUUGUGACUGGCUUAGUGGCAGAGGAAGGGGAUGGAAGGAGAAGGCUCAGGAGAACAGGCGGUGGCGUGGUGGGAGGGGAAUUGGGUGGGAAUGAGGGGAUGCAGGAAGGGGGUGGUGGAGUGAGGGGGAAUGGUGGAGUGAGGGGGGAUGGUGGAGUGAGGGGGGAUGGUGGAGUGAGGGGGGAUGGUGGAGUGAAGGGGGAUGGUAGAGUGAGUGCAAGGACUAGGUGGGGAGGGAGGCGUCCUGAUGGUGUGUCGUUUAAAGAAGAGGGGAGUGGGGAGGAGGAGAGUGGGGAGGAGGGGAGGGGCGUGGAGGAUGGAUGGAAGAGUGGGGAAGAGGAUUGGAGCGCAGAGGAGGAGGAGGCAGAGGCAGGGGAGGAGGAAGGGAGUAGGAAGGGAUUGGGAGGGGUGAAGCGGGAUACCCGUGGAAGUUUGCGAAGGAAGGAGGGGAGAGAGGGGAGGGAGGGGAGGGAGAAGAAGGAGAAGAAGGGAAAGAAGGAGAAGAAAGAGAAGAAAGAGGGGAAGGAGGGGAAGGCUGAAGGAGUGCAUGCAGCGAACGGGCGAGGAGGGGGGGAGCGGGACAGGUCUGACAGAGUGAAGGCUGGGUUGGCCUCCGAUAUCCUGCCCUUGCGGUUGCUCAGGUGGGCUCUCCUCUCUCCUCACGUGCUGCCCCUCAGAUUUGAAGGAGUGCGUACAGCAAACAGAGGAGUGGAGAGUGGCAAGUGUGACAGAGUGAAGCCUGGGUUGGCCUCGGAUAUCCAGCCCUUGCGGUUGCUCAGGCGCCGGCUCAAGAAAAGGCGGAACUGUGCCGAAUUUUUGGAGGAGGACGGGGAGAAAGAGAUGCCUGAUGCGAUGCAACGCGGUACCGACCAAAGAAAAAGCGGAGCCUUGAGGCGCCUCAAAAGUCUACUCCGUUUCAACCCCUUCAUCUCCCUCUCCUUCCCAUUGCUGCUUAUCAGGCACAGACCGAAGAAAAAGCGGAGCUAUGUUGAUAUCUUGGAGGAGGAAGGGGAGGAGGAGAGGCGGGAGGAAGGGGUUGGGGAAGGAGCAGCUGCUGCUGAUGCUGAUGCAUCAGCAGAUGAAGGGACGCCCACAGGAGUGAGGCGCAGCGGCAGGAAGAGGAGGGAGCGGAAUUAUAGAGACCUGGUGAACGCGAAUGAUGGGGAGGAUUGGAUCUUCUCCAGUGAGGACGAGGGCAGGGGGCGAGGGGGAAGAGGAGCAAGAGGGAAACGAGGGGAAGGAGGAAAAAGGAGACGGAUAGGAGGAGGAGGUGGGGGGGGAGAGAGGCGGAGGAGGGGAGGAGGGGGAGAGGUAGGAAGAGGUGGUGGUGGGGGGGUGGGAGGAGGAGGUGGGGAAGGAGGAGAGGAGUUUGGGACGAGGAGAAGAUUGAUGGUGAGUGGGCAGGGUGUGCAAGUGGGGGGGGGAGUAAGAGAGGUUGAGGUUGGUGAACAAGGUUUGAGUGCGGUUGAGGGCGGUAGAGAGGGAGUGAGUAGGGCUGAGGGUGGUAGAGAGGGGGCUGAGGCUGGAGAGAGGAUAGAGAGGAGAGAGAGGGGAGAGAGGAGGGAAAUGGGGAGAGGGGAGGAGCUAGGCAGUCCCACAGGUGACAGUGGGAGUCCCAAGUGGGCGGGUGUGAGGAGGAGGAGGACCCAGCAUGCCGAGACUCAUGGUGACAGUCAGAUGCACCUGGCGGGGCACGUGGCGGACCCUUCACAAGGUUGA
Closterium sp. NIES-65 is the source of this 4241-nucleotide messenger RNA. Lineage: Eukaryota; Viridiplantae; Streptophyta; Zygnematophyceae; Desmidiales; Closteriaceae. The record is from the annotation of a GenBank genome assembly.